This is a messenger RNA of Selaginella moellendorffii, 883 nucleotides long. RefSeq names its product thiamine pyrophosphokinase 3. Gene Ontology annotation, molecular function: thiamine diphosphokinase activity; thiamine binding; ATP binding. The transcript is spliced from 6 exons. Bases 7 to 771 code for a protein of 254 amino acids. Lineage: Eukaryota; Viridiplantae; Streptophyta; Lycopodiopsida; Selaginellales; Selaginellaceae. Gene Ontology annotation, biological process: thiamine diphosphate biosynthetic process; thiamine metabolic process. The record is from RefSeq and is a predicted model, not a curated record.
UUUAAAAUGGAGCAUUGCAUGGGAGAGCUUCUCAGUGGAUGCGGCGCCCAUAGUUCCGACUGCUCCUACGUGCUUGUGAUCCUCAACUAUCGCCUGCCAUCGCUGGCGGCAUUGCUGUGGCAGAGAGCUAGGUUGCGAAUGUGCGCCGAUGGAGGAGCUAAUCGGCUCUACAACGAGCUUCCGUUGCUGCUGGGACAGGAGGAAUCGAUCGUGAGAGAAAGGUUCAUACCGGAUGCGAUCAUUGGGGAUUUGGACUCCAUUCUCCCGGAAGUGAGGCAGUUCUACGAAUCAAGAGGUACUGCUGUUCUAGACAAAUCUCACGAUCAAGACACGGUAGAUCUUCACAAGUGCAUCUCUUUCGUCGCCGAGACCACCACAAAUCCAGCAAGUAUCAAUAUGAAGAUUUUGGUGGUGGGAGCGUUGGGUGGAAGAUUUGAUCACGAGAUGGGAAACAUCAACGUACUCUUUUCUUUCAGGAGCUUCCGGAUCAUACUUUUCAACGAUGAGAGUUUGGUCUUUCUGCUUCCCAGAGACGUUCUUCACACCAUCCACGUCUCGCCCGAGCACGAAGGUCCGAAUUGCGGGAUCAUUCCUCUCGGCAGACCCUGCACAGCCACAACCACGGGACUCAAAUGGAACUUGAAUCAAACUUCCAUGGAAUUUGGAGGCCUGGUUAGCACUUCCAACAUGUUCGCGUCGGAUAAAGUCACUGUUUCCUCGGACAGUGAUCUUCUCUGGACCAGCAGCAUCAAACCGCGGAGUGGAACUUGAGUAAGAACUUAGAAAUUUCGUUCCUAUGCUAAUUCUAUCGUUUACUGUCACCGAGUUUCACAUUGUUUCUUUCAGUGAUUUCUCACUUUUCUUAAAGGCAAGCAUUAGGGUA